Pelobates fuscus (common spadefoot toad) is the source of this 855-nucleotide messenger RNA. RefSeq names its product mitotic spindle organizing protein 1 (gene MZT1). Gene Ontology annotation, cellular component: centrosome; spindle; interphase microtubule organizing center. Bases 125 to 343 code for a protein of 72 amino acids. The transcript is spliced from 3 exons. Gene Ontology annotation, biological process: gamma-tubulin complex localization; mitotic spindle assembly; microtubule nucleation by interphase microtubule organizing center. The record is from RefSeq and is a predicted model, not a curated record. Lineage: Eukaryota; Metazoa; Chordata; Amphibia; Anura; Pelobatidae.
GUCACCUUGGAUACCAGACGCUGUGGCUACUCCGCUGGCUCAGCGAAGCUUUCCUCCAGCAACUGCCGACCUACCGGCGCAGGGCAGUGACGUCAUCGCGACACGCUACCGGGACGUUAGGAGGAUGGCAGGCGCUCCCGGGAGUAUGAGUGCCGUGCGGGAGACCAUGGACGUCCUUCUAGAAAUUUCAAGACUAUUGAACACUGGGCUGGAUAUGGAAACACUGUCAAUCUGUGUAAGAUUGUGUGAACAAGGAAUUAAUCCAGAGGCCUUGUCUUCAGUAAUAAAAGAGCUACGGAGGGCAACAGAAGCUCUGAAGGCUCCUGACAAUGUGGCAAGUUAGGGUGAGGAAGUUUGCUUGGUGAGACCAAAGCAGUCAAAAGUGAUAUAUUUUUAAAUCAAGCUUGGAAAGAUGAUGAUGGUCCAGUAACCUAACAACUCUGCACAACAAUCAUCUAUCCAAAAACGACAUGUCAUGCAUUAUGAACUGUGGACAUUUGUUUACUUUUUAUAGAUAUUUAUAUUUGUUGUGCCCUUGAAUCAUUUCAAUACACUUAAUUUGAUAGCAAGUUGCAUGUCAUUUCACUAUUAUUUAUUGUACAUGGGGAGAUCUUUCUACUCUGACAUGUUUUGAUCAAAAUUUGCCAUCAUUGAAAUCAAUUGCAAAGUGGAUGACAACGGCAUUUGUUUUGGUUUUACACAUUUUUUUUUAUUAAUGGAAGUGUAUGCAACAGAUCAGUUUAAUCAUCAUCAGGUUUACUGCAGUAAUCAUUGAUAUCUGUUAGAAUUUAAAACACUGUUUUACGGUGGUCUGUAUAGUGUGCUAAUAAAUGUCACCUUGUGUUUGGCCAGUCA